Messenger RNA from Trichomonas vaginalis G3, 717 nucleotides. Its product is annotated as alpha-tubulin acetylation. Gene Ontology annotation, cellular component: microtubule. Gene Ontology annotation, molecular function: tubulin N-acetyltransferase activity. Bases 1 to 717 code for a protein of 238 amino acids. The record is from RefSeq and is a predicted model, not a curated record. NCBI's taxonomy places the organism in Eukaryota, Parabasalia, Trichomonadida, Trichomonadidae. The transcript has a single exon. Gene Ontology annotation, biological process: alpha-tubulin acetylation.
AUGAAUCAUCCUGGAUGCCUGAAGCUUAAACCAGGCCCAGAUAACAUUGCUAUACUAACACCACAAUCAGUAAAAGGCUGCCAUGAAGAUGUAAAGAAACUUAUUAACGAUAUUGGAGCAAUGUCAACCAAAGUUCAAGGUUUGAACCAUGUCAUUACUACAUUUUCAUCAUUUUGUAAUGGUGAUAACAGAAUAUACAUGCUUAUUAGCGAAGACAAGAAACAAGCGUUAGGAUUUGUAAAAGUUGGCACACGACACCUCUUUUUCUGGGAUCACACCGGAUCACACCGAGAAUAUACAAUUCUUGCACUUUUGGAUUUCUUUGUCGUGCCUAGUUCUCAAAGAAAAGGAUAUGGAAAAACUCUAAUUGAUAAAAUGCUUGCAACCGAAGGAAAACAAAUGAAAGACAUACCAAUUGAUAGGCCCUCUCCAUUAUGCUUAUCUUUUAUGAAAAAACACUUCGGAUUAUCCGAAUUCACUCCUCAAUCCAAUAAUUAUGUUAUAUUUGAACAGUUUUGGGGCGAUGAUGAGAAAGAAGAACAAAAUAAAGGAUCAGGUUUACCAUAUCUUGUUGGAAAAAGUCGAACACCACGAAUGGUUACUCCAACAACGACAAAACAACAGAGCUCUGCUUUUUCACAGACUAAUCAGCCAUAUGCAUACAAAGCGCGAACUCCUGUUCGACGUCUCAAUCCUAUUACAUGGCUUCCGUAUUAA